CGAGACCGCCAAGAUGGCCACCGUUUUCUUGAUUUUCCAUUUGGAGACAUUCUGAUUGUGACAGAUUUCAUUUGAUGUGACACGAAUUCAUAGCUAGCGAGUGACGUCACAACCACACAAUUGUUUCCGCGUUCGAUAAGAAAGAUGGCGUCCCAUGUCUUGGCGUGGAGCUGCACAGUUUGUCAUCGCAUAUUCCUCACUCAAGAAGAGGCCGCUGUUCACCAUCUCUCCUGCAAAGACCAAGUGGUGUCGGGCAGCCAGCAUGUUGCCGUCGGGGAGCAAACCGAUGGAAGUGUGAGCGUCAUCCUUGAGGACUCGGUGCCUAUCGAUACCAAAGAGGAGGUGGUUUUGGACAUGGAUUAUAACCAAGUGGUAACAACUUCAAGUGGGGACUACAUCACCCUUGAUCCACCCCAUUAUGACGUCAUCGACAUAGUGCAGGCUGUCGCGGCCGAGGAGACAACAAUAACAACAGAACCUGUCCCGCCGUACGACUCGCAACUGAGCUCAGCAGUCCAGAGCAUUGUUAGUACAACGCCAAGUCCAGUAAAGGAAGUGAAGACCCGCAGAACCACAAUCAAAUUGUGUCGAGCAAGCCAGGAGGAUGGAGAAAUUUUGGAAACGAUUGACCCCAGUAUGAUUUCUCUGUCGACGACAAAGAAGGCCCAGGUCCCAAAAACAAAGGAUAGUACUGCACCUCCUCGGAAGGCGGAUGAAAAUGGCCCGCCGUAUGUCUGCAAAGUCUGCGCCGCUUCCUUUGAAUCUCGCACCGUCCGCGACAUGCACUGGAAGUCAGAACACUACGUCCAGUCGAAAAAGUGCCGCUAUAAAUGCUCGAGUUGUGCAAGAAGUUUCCGUAAACAGGAUGAGUUUGUGAAGCAUGAAGAGGCGCAUGCGUCUGGGAGAAAAAUGCAUAAGUGUGACGAAUGCGACUAUGAAUACGCGAUAGAGUUAGGCCUGAAAGCUCAUUUCAAGACCGUACACGCGGCAAAAGAUAAGAUAUGUCCGGUGUGUCAGAGGGGGUUUUCCCAUCAGGGUUAUUUGAACAACCACAUGUUGGCCCAUUCAAACACAAAACCAUACCAAUGUACAACCUGUGGACAGUUUUUUAAAACUAGUCACAUUCUAGGUUUUCACCGCAAGCUGCAUAUUGAUGAGAAGUGUGCGCAUUGCGAUAUGGUAUUCACUUGGAAACCGGCUUACGAGAAGCACAUUCUGACUCAUACCCGGAAGAAACAGUUGGAGUGCCGCACGUGCGGGAAGAUCUUGUGUCGAUUGCAGCAGUUCAAAAUUCAUACGGCAAAUUGUGAGAAGAAGGAGCACAAGCCGAAAUUGUGCCGACUCUGCGGAAAAUAUUUCUCCGAUUAUCAUGAGUACCGGAAACACAAGGAACAGCAUCCCAAACCGACCAUCGAAUGUGAGAAAUGUCGUAAAUGCUUUUAUACCGAAUCGAACUUGGACAGUCAUAUGAAAAUUCACACGCAAAAUUCAGAAUUUGAAUGCAAGCGUUGUUGUAUUAAGUUCAAGUUUAAAGAUAGUCUGCGUCAUCAUAUUAACUCGCGGGGUCAUAAAAUCGGAAAGAGCUUCGUGUGUCCGAUUUGCAAGCGUGGGUUUUUUUCGGUGCAGAUUUUGAAUUUGCAUAUGAAGGUUCAUGUUCGGAAGACGUGCGUGUUGUGUGGGGAGGUUUCGUUGGGGGCAACCGGGCAUCAGAAACAUCGCCAAGAGAAGCAUCCAGACGGGAGUCGGAAUCUCGAGUGUGCCACGUGCAGUUUGAAAUUUCCUUCCCUGGAGAAUUUAGCAGACCAUGAGAAGUACUACUGCCAAGGGAAAAAGUGGCAACCAGCACCCAAGGAAUCAGAAAUACAAGACGUACCAGGGUCAGAGAUUCCAGCCGGUGACAAAAGUUCUGAAAAUAUCAUCAUCCCGAAGCAGGAGAAAGUGGUUUUGAAGGGGAAAAGAAAGGCCGCCCCAGUCGAGGUGAUGUGUACAUACUGCGGAGUGAAUUUUUCCAUGUUGCAGAAUCUGAGAUACCAUAUGCGUCAAGAGCAUGAUGUGCCGUAUAUCUAUAAAUGUCGGCUGUGCGAGAAGUAUUUCGAGAAGCGUCAACGGCUCGAGGAUCAUGUUGGUGAGGUGCACAACACAAGUAAGAAGACACUGAUGAAGAAUGAGAACACUGGCACCAUCCAGAUGGUCAUUGAGAACGUCUUGAGCACAGACACAGCGAGUUGUGUCUACACUUGUGCUUAUUGCCGUGCGGAGUUUGACGAGAAGUCAAAGAUGGAAGGCCAUGUGUCGACAUGCACUGUGCUGUCCGAGUCUGGCGAGAGUCCAAGUUUGGCUGAGUUUUAUAAAAUCGACAAAGGCGAAGGCAAAGGGAAAUUCACAUACGAGUGCGUCAAUUGUGAAAAGAAGUUUGACAAGCGAACGACAGUUGAGGAGCAUGUCCAAGGGUGUCUGUUAAAGGGUAAACAGUCUAGUUUAGAUAUUGCUGGGUCACCGUUGGUCGCGACUGGGUUCAAAAUGAACGAGGAAGGGUCUAAGUUGAACACAACUUGGUCUAGAGUGAACACGUCAUGGUCGCCUCCGAGUACUGCUGAAAAGGAGGCCUACGAUGGCUACAAUAAGAUUUUGCGACGCCAUGUUUUGAUUGAGAAUGAAAACAUUGAGGAUAGCGUUGAGACGAUUUACGCGACGUAUAGUACACAGCGUGUAGCGGCAGCCGCGGAAUCUGCUCACGUGGGUCCGGAAGAAGAGCCGGCUGAAAAACCAGCAGAGGGCAAGUCAAGCGAAGAGUUGGGAGAAUUGGAGUCUGGGGAGAAAGCCACAGAACCAGUGGUUGCAAUUAAGCAGCCCACACUUGUCUAUUUCAAUAAGGAGUUUCAUGAUCCGGUCGCGAUUAUGGAAAGAUGGGAAGGCAUGCGCUUCACCGCCAAGGAUUUCCUGAUUUCGGACGACGAAGAGUUGGAUCCCGUCAUGAUUGCGGAGGAUGAGAAGUUAUUGGCGGACUGGAAGAAAGAGAAAGAAGAGCAGGGGCUGAAGCAUCCGGAGAAGGCUGAGAGGCGACGGAAGAAAAAAUUAAAAGGUGAGGAGAUGACGUCUGGGAGGAUGGGGCGUUCGCCAGGGUCGAAAGGCAACAGCCCUACGGCCGCACGGAAGCGAGUGAGACCAGGAAGAACAAAGGCAAAGAAAGUCCCAGCAGGAAGUGAUAGCGAUUCUGAUGCGAGUGCAGACGCGAUCAAAAAGAUGUUGACUGACAUGGGGACGCGUGCUGAUCAGGUAGGUCGGCCUAUUAAAUCGACGCAUAUUGUAAUUGAGAAGGCCAUGAAUCCGAUGUUGGCUGUUGGAGCGGUUUUAAAGAGUGCCGAAGGGAAUACUGUCUGCCUGCAAACGCCGCGUCCAUUGUUUCCGGCGGGUGGGAAGACAGUUACCCUGCCCAAUUCGGCUGGUGAUGCUGAGGCAAAAGUACCACGGUUUACUUUGACACUGAGCGGGAUUAAACCUGGCACCAAUCAGCUUCAUGGAUUCAUUUCGCUCGGUCAGCCGAAGACGCCAGGUGAUGGAGACCAGGCCAUACAUGCUACAACGCCAAAUGUUGUAAAGGCCAAGUCGCCAACUGUUAUCAAUUUGAAUGAAUUGAAAGGUCAUUUGUCUAAAAUGGUCAAUUCGAAGAAUUCUGCUGUAUCAUCUUCCCGAGACACUCCAGCCAAGAAUUCUGCUCAUAACUUGCCAACGGCCCUUCCUGCUGGGAUUCGAGUGAUCCCCAUUGCAUCGAGUGCAAAGAAAUCUGCCACUGCCAGCAAUGCGGAAGCGUUACGUAACAUGAUCCGUUCCGGAAAGUUGCCAAGUAAUGGUGCUGCCAGCAAAAACGCAAAACUUACUACUAACGACGAAUCAUAUGAUGACAGUAAUGUGGCAUCUGAAACGGAUGACAUAAUGAAAGCUGCUACAAAUCUUUCCAAGGCGUCUGCUGAGAAAAAUUUGCCGUCUGCUCAGACGAAUCGGGCAUCUGCUACAAAACGAAAACCAAACUCUCCCGUGAAGCGGACUGAGAGAAGUUCGAUUAAAAAGGUUUUGGAGUUUGGUGAGUCAAGCUCGAGCAGUCGUGCAAAGAGUUCGGGGUUGGCUAAGAGGAGGAAGAUUGAAAUAAAAAGAACCAAGUCUGGGAGGAGGUCGGUACCGAAGUUCCGAUUUGAUGAGGAAUUCGUGUCCGGGGAUGAACUGGAUGAUGAUCGUGAAGAUGAAGAUCAAGCAGAUAUUGGAAUCAGAAGAACCAAGUCGGGGAGGAGGUCGGUGCCCAAGAUCCGGUUUGAUGAGGAAUUCGUGUCCGGGGAUGAACUGGAUGAUGAUCCUAAAGAUGAAGACCAAGAAGAUGAUUUUGUUGGUGCGAGUGGUCAGGAUGACGAUGAUGAUGAUGAUGAUGGACAUAGUGGAGGGUCUGGUUUUGGUGAUGAUGAUGAUGAUAAUCAGGUUCCUUCAAGCUUUGACGACAACAAUGAUGAUGAUGUAUCCAUGGAGGUGACAAGUGGAACAAUCAAAAAUCAAGGAAGUCAGGCUCGGGUACAGACCCCCUCCGGUUCCGGAAUUCAGACAAGAAAGACGCAGAAUCUGUCUGGAAUUAAAAAGUUACAGAUUACGUCAAAGCCAGGACAACCGAAUCUAACCAACGUUGUAAUUGAGUAUAAAUCAGAUCCAAAACAUCUGGCCGUACCUGAUCAGUCCACAGACGCACUUUUCAAACCGGAAGAGAGGCUGACGCACCAAGUGAAGAAGAAGAUCCUGGCCUCGCCGUCUGUGAAGGAGGUCUUGCGGACGUUGAUAAAGAACAAAGGUGUUAAAGACUCAAGCCAUGAGGUAGCGUCACCUGGUCCUGAUGUCGGGAACAAGAUUGCAACGUCAAAGGAACAAGAUGAUAGUACCGUUGGUGCAGGCGUUGAAAACAAGGUGGCAGGUCCGAAGGUCGAUGAAAUAGCAUCAAAAGAUGGAAAUAGGAAGGUGGAUUUGACGAAUACGGGAAGUCCAAACAGUGUUUCGAAGGGUAGAUUGAGUUCUGAUGAAGUGUCACUUGGAUAUAACCCCAGUCGUAGGUCUUGCACGAUCUGCGGAAGCAUUUUUGAAACUUUAGCAGAAUUUUCCGAACACACUGCGUCGCAUUUCAAAGGAACGAAAUGGCAGUGUCUGUAUUGUUCACAGUCUAUUCAUUGUGACUUUCUCACGCAUUUGGGACACCACAUGAUGUGUUGGCGUACGGGAAGGCUGAAGAAGAACUUUAAAUGUCCGCAAUGCGAGACACUUACGAGCGAUAGUGUAUUGUUUGAGGCACAUAUUCGGAAUCAUGCUCGCCUUGGUGAAAUGUCUGCGAGAGAUUUUGCUGGUGACUGUACCUCUCAAGUUGAUGAUGAUGGCAAAGACAAGGAUAAUGAUGAAGAAGAGGAGGAUGUUGGUCGGGAGGAGAAUGAUGAAAGUCAAGAUGCAGAAAAAGCUAGAGAGGAAAGUCUUGCUGCAAAAUUGACAAAAACUGACAAAAUUCCAGUUGUUCUACUAGAAAAGUUAGAUUUGAUGGAGAAACUUGGUCUGGAUGCUGCAAAGAAACUUACUGCAAGAAGGGAUAAUGAAAGUGGCCUGGACGCUACUGACGCCUUUGCGGCAACUACCGACUCUCUGACUGCGACUACUGAUGCUGUGACCUUGACUACCGAUGCUACAUCUGCAACUACUGGUGCUGUAACCGUGCCUACUGAUGCUCCUGCUGGUACCAGUGUCAACACAAAUGAGAGCCCCAAAACCGUAGCAGUUGGUGAAGAAGUGAGGGAAAAACGUAUUCGUGGUCGACCGAAAAAGAAACGCUUUGGGGUAGCCAAUGAACACUUGGCUGAGGAAAAGGUCACAGAGAAGAGACCUGUCAAAUCGGGACCAAACGUUUCUAAGCAGAAGACCUACACUUGCCAAAAGUGUUCGACAUCUUACGAAAAUGCUACCGGCCUACAAGAACAUUUGUUGUCACAUACGCUCUCGGUUGCAUUCUGGAAAUGUGGGGUCUGCCAAGAGGCCUUCAGAUCAUUGGACACUUAUUCAAAACAUGUCCGCGAUCAUGCUCGACUGAUCCCUGUCUAUGCUUGCAAUGUUUGCGCAACGAAAUUCGCGUCACAGAAGGAGCUGAAUGUGCACAUCAAAAAGCAUGUCCGACGAAAUUUCGUUUGUGGAGAUUGUGAUAAGGUCUUCCAGACGAUGGAUGAAUUGACCUAUCAUGAUGAAACGGGCGAGUGCCACCAGGCACGGAAGUUAAAAUGUCCACAGUGCAACUUGCAGUUCAAGAAAGCAGCGGAUCUGGGCCAGCAUCUGAUCGAUGACGUCUGUGCACAUUGUGUCGUCUGCUCAAAAUGUGAGAUGGUGUUUUUGUCGAGGGAUCAUCUAUUGAAACACGAUUGUGCUGCCUCCACGAAGACGUUGGCUUGUCCGAAAUGUGCAGAGGUGUUCAAAUCCGAGAUGGAAUUUGCCGAGCAUUUUCUUCGCAAUGCCUGCAGUGGUGUCCCCGAGGCAAAGAAAGCCCUGGCAAGUCCUGCAAGUAGGACAGGUACUAGGAGUUCUGAUUUUGGGUUGGGCACAGAUUGUGGAUUUCGCAAGGCACAAGAUGAUGACUCGGAGGAAGAAGACAAUAUCCCACUGGCAAAAACUCCUCGCAAAAGAGCGUGCGGAUCUGAUAGUGGGCUUGAGGAACAGGGACGUGCACCAAAGGCUAAAAAAGCUAGCACAAAACUCAGCAUUGCUGAUAGGGGAGUAAAGCUAUUGGAGAAUAUCCCAAAGGCUCAGAGAGGUCGCCCUACGGCUAGUAGUGCCGUGGGCAGAGCGAAUGAUUCGAAAGCUGAAAAGGCGCAGACAAAAACUAGUAACUCUGAUAAAGUUUCCAAGCAACUUGGUACUUCUCAGAAAGAAGUCCAUGUCUGUAACCUCUGCGGGAGGACAUUUAGAAACCAUCAAAACUUGUCGGUGCAUGAACCUUCUUGCGCCUUGAAACCAUUCGGGUGCGAUAACUGCAAACGCCGCUUUGACACUUCGAAGCAUCUUUCAAAUCAUCAGUGUAAGGUGCUGAAGUCCAUCUUUGACUGCAAACUUUGUGGGAAACAGUAUAGGAACAGAAAGAGUUUGAGGAGGCAUCCGUGUACUAAGACCUACUGCAAGUGCGAGCGUUGCAAACGUCGUUUCGUCACGCAGAAGAACUACCAACAGCACUUGUGCUGCAUCAAGCAAGUCUUUAGAUGUCAGAAAUGCACGAAACAGGUACAGAGUCGGAGGUUUUUGCGUGAGCAUUACAAGGUGUGUGGAGAAUGGGCAUCAGCAUCUAUAACUUGUCCAGAAUGUCAGAAGGGAUUCCCAACGAAAGACCUGUACCGUUGGCAUCUUGAGGGGAAAUUUUGCGGCAGGGAAGUUUUCGAUUGUUCGAAAUGUGGCAGAGAGUUCCACAAGAAGAAUCAUAAAUGCACUGUACCGCAAACGUUUGUGUGCACUCGGUGCGGUACCGAGUUCCAUCACGUUAUGUCGGCACGGAAACACCGCUGCAAUCCCGCUAGGUAUGAGUGUAAGAAAUGCGACAAGAAGUUUGCGACAAGGAAAGGUUUCAUUUCUCACAAGAACAGCUUUUGUCGUUUUGUGCAGCGGUAUCACGAGACGGUGACAGGUGAAGUUGAACUGAAACAUAAGUCAGUAGAGGAUGUCAUGGAGCCAAAGUUAUCUGAAUGCCUUUGUUGCUUUUAUGUCUUCGGAACGCAGAAAGAUCUGGCUGAUCAUUAUUGCGACUCAUUCGGCGCAGAUAGUGACUUGAAGGGGCGGAUGUGCAAGGCCGGAAACUGGAUCCACUGCUCCGGUUGCGGCGGGAACUUCGGCUCUAAAAAAGAGUUCAAGGCGCACGACUGUAAGGCUAUGGGGAGGAAGAAAUGCCCAGGGUGUGGUAGCUACGGAUUGGAAAAAAAACUCGAGGAGGACAGCAAAUGGCGCUGUAGGUUCUGCGAUGCAGAUUUCGUAAAUUUUGAAAACUUUGCUGCAAAUUCUGGCAUCGUUGUGAGGUUUGAAUGCACAACUUGCCUGAAGAACUUCGACACGACGGAACUGCUCACACAGCACGACUGCAGUCAGUUGUCUUGUCUUGCCUGCAAGGAGAUUUUCCGUAGCGCCGUGGAGCUGGAGGAACAUGUUGCCCACUGCAGGAUGAAGUGUACAAGUUGUAAGCAGGUUUUUGAAACGGAGGAUGACUUGGCGGGCCACGUUCUGGGGACGGAUUUGAACAGUUGCCUUGGGGCGUACAUGCCGAAGAAGGCUGCCUCUAAAUAGGGCAAUGGGCCUUCUGUUGCAAGGUGUGCCUUUAUGAAAACUGGUUGUCUAGGGGGCUGCUAAAGAAAUGGGGCACUGAAUAGAGGUCUGGGUUACCCAAUCCAUGCUCAAUAUCAGUAAGAGAGAGGAGCAUUAAUCUCUCUCGGAAGAUGGUAUGUUAUGUUAUAUUAAGUAUGACCUGGCUGGUCAUGUGUUUGGAAUGGAUUUCAACCUUUAUCUACGUGUACAUAUGCCAACUAAGGGUAGCACUGUGUAGGGCAUGGAUGCUAUUGCAAAUCCGGGCUGAGCCCAUUCCUAAUGUUGCAUCAUUCAUGCAUUCAAAGAAUUCUUACCGUACCUCAUUGUCAUGUCAUGUCAAAUUUGCUGGUAUCUUUGUCUGCACAUUAUCCGGUUAUUUUGCUCUGCAUCCCAUUUUCAUUUUCACAAACUCCUUUGAACUUGAAUGAACUCAGUCAGUGAUCAUACUUAGUUCUAUAAUUCUUCUAUAAUAUGAGUUUUUUGGUUGUAUAAUGCAUGUGUUUCAUUAUGUAUAUAGUUGUUUAGUCACAGCCGAACAGAGCUUUUCAAAAUAGGUUCAAAUGAUGAAACCUUUAGCCUCUCCGUCUGUGACAGGUCAGAUUUUUAGUGUAUUCUUUAGCCACUAGUGAUUGUGUCUUUCAUCAUGGUCAUUUUUGAUAGUGUCAUGAACCAUCAAGUCAUGGUGUAUAAUUGUCUUUUUUAGAUCGAGGUCAUGAAUGUGACUGACUGCAGUUGCUGCUCAACCCUCUAGUUGCCACCCGUUGACCAAAACCUUCCUAGGACAGUGCCAAACAUCUUAAAUCUAUGCGCAACUGAUAAAAAUAUGAUGAAAAAAUUUUUGUUUUUUUUGUACUUCCCCAAUUGACCACUGUUUCUGUGGAGCAACAUAAGCAACACCGGUAACUAGAGGGUUAAUCAAUAUAAUUUGUACUCUUUUGAACUACUGGGUACUGUACUCCUCGAAAUAGAGUACAACUUGAUAAUCUUUUUGAACGGGGACGGUAUACAGGAAAUGUUUGUUACAAAAAAAUCUAGAGAAGAGUGCCUGUAUUGAAUGCACAUAGAAUGCAUACACUCCGAUGAAAUGAUUUUAAGUUCUCUUCAUGUGAUCUGUCACGGCAAAAUCAUUCGCAUGUCGCUCAGAAGAUGAGCCUUGAUGACACCUCGAGAUCGGAAGAAUUCGAUGUACUCAGAUUUCACAGUGGUCAGACGACAGUGAAAUGGACAACCAGUCCGUCUCAACCUGCCAAGCUUGGAGCAACAUGUGUAUGAUUUGUCAGUGAUGGGUCAGAUUUUUAGAAAGAAAACUCAAUACUGAUCCUAUAGAAAAUUAUGUAUGUGUACAUAGCUUAUAUGAUGUUCAAAGUUGGAAUGACAUAUAUAUAUACCUAAUCUAUGAAAAUUAUGCGACGAUUUUCAAUUAUCCACUUUUUUCGUACUUUGUAUGAAGGGGAAACUGGAAUCACCAGAAUUCAACAAAAACCUUUAAAACGGAAAAAGUAUUACCGGGAGGACAUUGUUACCUUUGAUGUGCAUGGCCUCAAACAAUAUCUUGUUUGAUUUUUGGUGUUUAAAGGAGUUCCGGUGAUCCUAAGAUUGGCAAAGAUGAGUCUCAAUAGUUUCACCCUACCGGUAAAAAGAUUUCUACCGUAUAAAGAUUUUUCAUCAAGUUAUAUUAGCGACAUCAUAUACCUGUACAGUCGUCAAAGAAUUGAUAAAUACGUUGUUACGAAUGAUUGUUUUCACUGCCAGUAAUAAUAUAUCAUUUGUAGUUCAAUAUGUCAGCUUUUCUCUUAAAU
Molecule: messenger RNA, 10139 nt
Organism: Lineus longissimus
Lineage: Eukaryota; Metazoa; Nemertea; Pilidiophora; Heteronemertea; Lineidae
Exons: 6
Coding region: 145-8322 (2725 amino acids)
Biological process (GO): regulation of transcription by RNA polymerase II
Cellular component (GO): nucleus
Molecular function (GO): RNA polymerase II cis-regulatory region sequence-specific DNA binding; DNA-binding transcription activator activity, RNA polymerase II-specific
Source: RefSeq, a predicted model, not a curated record